GGUCCUCCCUCCUGCUUUUCACAUGAUCUGUAAGCUCUCACAGAGGAGAGACACAGGAAUGUGGAGAGGAGCGACAACAACGAUGGUUGAGCGAAGCCACAGUGCCUCCAAAAUGCGUUUCUUCUACACUGUGGCCAUCUGGGUGGCAUUCAGCCACUGCACCGAUGGAAUCCCCUGGACACAAGAAAAGUUACAUCACCGAGCUCUAACUCUAACACGAAAUGAGAUCAGUACCGCCCUGUCUCACACUGACCUGGAGCAGAUGUGGCAGAGGGACCUGAGGCCGCUGAUGGUUACCAGGUACCCAGGCUCUGCAGGCAACCAGGCCGUACAGGAGCACAUCAAAACAACCCUCGGUUCCCUCGGAGCAGGCUGGGAGGUGACGGAGGAUAAGUUUAUGGCAGAAACACCAUAUGGCCCCCUGCCCUUCACUAAUCUAGUUGCCACCCUCAACUCAACAGCCAACCGCCGCCUGGUCCUGGCCUGUCACUACGACUCCAAGUACUACCCACCACAGUGGCACGGGAGGGAAUUCCUAGGUGCCACCGAUUCUGCUGUUCCCUGUGCCAUGAUGCUGGAGCUGGCGCGCGCCCUGGACGAAGAACUGAAAGCUCAGAAGAGCUCCAGUCCAGACCUGACCCUGCAGUUGAUCUUCUUCGAUGGAGAGGAGGCUUUUUUCCAGUGGACCUCCACAGACUCCCUUUAUGGCUCUCGCCACCUGGCCCAGAAAAUGCAGGACACCCCACACCCCGCCGGAGCCACAGAAACCAACGAACUACACGCCAUGGACCUGUUUGUGUUGAUGGACCUGAUCGGGACUCCUGACCCGCGCUUCUGCAACCAGUUCCCCAACACAACGCCGUGGCUCUCCAGACUGCAGAGCAUUGAAAAGCGUUUACACUCCAUGAACCAGCUUGUGGAUCAUCCUAACAGCGUGCAAUAUUUCUGGCCCAAUCAACCCGUUGGCCACAUACAAGAUGAUCAUAUACCAUUCCUAAACAGAGAUGUUCGCAUCCUCCACCUCAUCCCGUCCCCCUUCCCGUCCGUGUGGCACACGUUUGAUGACAACGAGCAGAACCUGGAUCGUUCCACCAUUCAGAACCUCAACAAGAUCCUGCAGAUUUUUGUUCUGGAGUACCUCAACGCCAGACCCGUCAUCCAACAAACAAACCCACAGAAUGCCCCGUAAAAAAAACAAACGACAGCUUUCUUUCUUUUGAUGUUUCACUGUAGUAAAGAUCUCCAGCUGUUAGUUUACAGAAUAGUCUGUAUUUAAUGCUGUUUAAACAACAACAAUAUGUAGUCUUUGACCUUAUAAUUGAGAGUGUAUUUGAGACUCAUAUCAACUGGGUGCAGCUGCAGAAAACAUUUACAUAGAGAAUAUGUUUAGAGAUACAUGGACAUUUUUUAUUUUUGAAAUCUUUGUCUAAACAUAUUUUAUUUGAAAUGUACUUUCCUCCCAAAUGGGGUUCAUAAGAGACUUCAAAACUCUGAAGCUUCAUCUUCCCGUUCAAGUCCCCAGCAACAAGAUCAGCACACAGGAUCUUCUGUGUGUUUCUUACUACACUGCUCUCUUUAUAUCAGCCUUAAACCCCCCUUUACACUGUGAUGAGGCAUCUUAGUGUCAAUGCUAAUGUCUAGGAUCUGGUGCCUCAAAGAGAAGGAAAAAGAGCUGUUGAAAUGCUAUGACACCCUUUAUUUUUUUCCACCUGGCGACGUUGAAAUACAUGAAUGCAGUGCAAGACCAAAGUUGGUGAUAAUUUCAUUAUGAAUUACUGUUAAUGGACGGCUGUAGCAUGAAAACACUUGCUUAUAGUAAUGUGAUAACAUCCAGAAUAUCUGAUCUGUCAUGUGUGAUAAAUAUAUACAAUAAGGCCACCCACAUGAUGCUACCAAAACACAUGUUUUAGCUGAGUAUAUGGCGACACACUGCAUGUUUUAGCUACAGGGUAUACGUGACAUUUCCUCUCCUACAGUAAAUCUGUUCAGAGCAAAACGUGUCAGGGGCAGGAAGUGGGUUUAUUUGUAUUCUAACAUCUUUAGCCCUUCAUAUCCUGUCAUCUUAGAGAGUGAAGUGGAUAACUUCCUGUGCUCAUGUUUUGCCUUCCUUUGUUUAUACGAUAUUAUUAGCCCGAUCUUAAUGUAGAUCCCAGAAUAAUAUACACUGCCAAAACUGGACUUCCUGUAUUUUGAGGCUGAAAUAAAUGUUGAUUCAGAUCAUGCAGAGUUUGCUUAUCUUUACAUGUCUUUGUUUUACUGUUAGUGUUUUGGGAGCUGUGAAUAAAAGAGGUUUGUCUGA
Molecule: messenger RNA, 2299 nt
Organism: Sebastes umbrosus (honeycomb rockfish)
Lineage: Eukaryota; Metazoa; Chordata; Actinopteri; Perciformes; Sebastidae
Gene: qpct
Product: glutaminyl-peptide cyclotransferase
Exons: 7
Coding region: 23-1189 (388 amino acids)
Molecular function (GO): zinc ion binding; glutaminyl-peptide cyclotransferase activity
Source: RefSeq, a predicted model, not a curated record